Camellia sinensis is the source of this 2001-nucleotide messenger RNA. The record is from RefSeq and is a predicted model, not a curated record. NCBI's taxonomy places the organism in Eukaryota, Viridiplantae, Streptophyta, Magnoliopsida, Ericales, Theaceae.
AUGAACAACUCUUAUAAUUUGUGGCCCGUCAUACUCAUUCCAUACAACUUGCCACCUUGGUUGGUUAUGAAGGAUCCAUUUUCUUUGAUGUCAUUACUUAUUCCUGGAGAAUCGCAACCAGGGAUUGAUAUUGAUGUCUAUAUGCGACCAUUGGUGGAUGAGUUGAAUGAUUUAUGGACGAAUGGUGCAUUGACUUACGACGCCUACACCAAUGAGACUUUUCGAAUGCCUGCAACUUUGUUGUGGACAAUACAUGAUUGGCCUGCAUUUGUAAGACGGGGUACACUAACCAUUGAUGUGCCUGAGGACCACCCAGAAAGGCGAAAGAGUAGGGCUUACAAUGGUAAGAUUAAGAAACAGAAGAGAUCUUUGGAGUUGCCGACGGAAAAGACACAAGACCAGUUGGACAACGUGACAGGUAUUGAUGGAAAGAACAAGGAUACAUACAAGGCACGGUUAGACUUGGAAGAUAUGGGUAUAAGGAAAAAGCAAUGGCUAACACAACGACCUGAUGGAUCAUAUGUCAAGCCUCGAGCAAUCUUUUCAUUGACACCUGCAGAAAGGGAGGGUUUCUUUGAAUUUUUAAAAACUGUCAAGUAUCCAAAUGGGUAUGCGGAAAACAUAUCCAAAUCAGUGAAUGCAAGAAAUGGUAGACUAACAGGCCUAAAAAGCCACGACUACCAUGUACUAAUACAAAGAAUUAUUCCCAUUGGAAUGCGUGGUUACGUGGAUAAAGAAAUUAGCACUACACUUUUUGAGUUAGGCAAUUUCUUCCAAGACCUAUGCUCUAGGACACUAAGGCGAAGCGAACUGGAGAAAUUAGAGGAAUGUAUAAUACAAAUUUUAUGCAAGCUUGAAAAGAUCUUUCCUCUAGCCUUCUUCGAUGUGAUGAUCCACUUGGCUGUUCAUUUGCCUCGUGAGGCUAUUCUUGGAGGACCUGUACAAUAUCGAUGGAUGUACCCAAUUGAAAGGUUUCUUGGAGCAUUAAGAAAAUAUGUGACCAACCAAGCUCGACCAAAAGGUUCAAUUGCCGAGGCUUACAUUGUCAAAGAGUGCAUUACUUUUUGUUCAAUGUAUGUUGAUGGGAUUAAAACCGUGCAUAAUCGACCAGAACAGAAUGAAGAUCGCGGUGAACGUCAACAAGGGUUGACAGUAUUCGCAGAAAUUGCACGUCUAAUUGGUCUAAUCACACGAGAUGCUGAAAUGUCUCAAGAAAUUCGUGAUAUUGCUCAUUGGUUUGUGUUGUACAAUAGCCCAGAGAUUGAAAAGGAACACAAAAAUCUAUUACAAACUCAAGCUGGACAUGACAUAACCCACAUACAACGACAAGAAUUUCCCAAGUGGUUCAAAGAGAGGAUAAAUAGAUUGAAAAUGGAAGAGUCAUUAGAGGCAACUGAUGAAUUGUGGUCAUUAGCAAAUGGUCCUAAUUUGCUAGUGGAAGAGUACUCAGGAAGAUUGCAUGACUUCUAUGGUCACUUGUGCAAGGUUUUGGAAUUUGACUACAUAUGUGGUAAAAAGGUUGUUUUGUUCCAGUGUGAAUGGUACAACACUGGUAACACUGGUAGAAACAGAACAAUACAAUUUGAUACAUAUUGCAUAAGCAUUGAUGUCACAAGUCGGUGGUACCAAUCUGACCCAUUUAUCCUACCUAGUCAAGCUAAGCAAGUCUUCUAUCUGAAUGAUACCAAAUUGGGUGAACCUUGGAAUGUCGUACAAAGGGUACAACAUAGGUGUGUCUUUGAUGUUCCAGACACUAGUGAUGGAGAAUUAUUGGAUCCUUUAGAAAAUAAUGAUGUGUUCCAACAAGAAAACAUUACUGAUGUUGUUCCAAUUGGCAUUGACCCAAUUGUUCGAUACUGCAGGGAUGAUGUUGAAUUCAAUGUUAUUUCGGAAGUAGGGUCAUCAGAUGCGAUAAUGGAAGAGAAUAGAGAUGAUGAAGGAGAUGAAGAACAUAGUAUUCCUAAUGUUGAUAUGGAUCCUGAUAUGGAUUAUGAUAUGUAA